UAUGCAGAUUUUCGGGGUGUAGGAAGUUCCAGCGGAAAGUGCAUUACUAAAUGAUUGCUUAGCCCCGGAAGUUACGAGAUGUUGUUGAUGUUGCUAGGAUGAGGCGAUAAGCAUAAUGCAGCGGGCUUUCAAAUUAACCCAUGAGAUACCGUGUCAGAACAUCGAAACUGAAGGAUUGUAAUUACUCAUGACGCGAGGCAACACUGUUACACUGGCGCCAUCCAUAACGUAGCCGUGGUACACUACGGAUCUGCGUAUAAGUAGAUUGAAGGUUUCUCACUAUUUGCGAGCUCAGAUCUACGCACCACCUGUGGAAAAUGGUCUAUUAUAACACUGUGAGAAUUAUUCGAAGUCCACGACGAAGGAAUAAUGCGUAAAACGACACCAGUGUGUUCUUAUCAUGGUAAUUAAUAAAAACAAAUAUGAUUUAAAUUGUAAUUUAAGUCAGACCAGUUUUAAUAUAAUGACUUAGAUAAAUCUUUUGCCAAAACAAUAUCCCAAAUUUUUUUAUUUGGUUUUUAUUUACAGAUAUUUGUUUUCAGAUAUUUAUACAAGGUUGAACGCGAGCAAAAUAAAAAAGAUCGAUCGGAGCAUUGAGAUUGAUUUCUACCGUCCACUUUAUAAGCUACGUAACAUGCUACUGCAAAGAAACGAAACCCAGAAAACUAAAGCACUAUUGCAACAAGUCAGAAUGCAUGAGAUAAAUCAAAUAAGUCGUUUUUAGCUGACUAUAUAUAUAUUGUUACGAUGCGAUGUUAUCGCUUAUCGCUGUCGCGGCCGCAGCAGAACUGCUGAGUCAGGGGGGCGUACCUCUGGUGCUUGCUGCCGAUAUAAGCGGCAUCGCCGGCAAGCUUUGGGCUCUUUUGGUUCCGGCUGCCGAACAAUAAACGCUGCCAAAUAAACGUCGGUCUCCGGAUUCGUCGAUUCUCCCGGAGAAACGUAACAGCUGGUGGCAGCGGUGGGAUGGAUCGACGACGCCGGGUUCCAUGGGUGCUGUCGGUGAGUGCCUGAGGCUUCCUUUCCGUUCACCGAGCAGCUUAAGUGUUUAAGGCAGUUGGUUCUGUGGUGUCGCCAAACGGUUGAUACGGGCGCUGGGCAAAAGUAGCCAAACUUUUUUGGAAAUUUCUGAACAUGGAUCCGAUAAAUCUCGCGGCGAUUGUGAAGCCCGAUUUAAUGCUCUUAGCGGAAGAGCUGGGUGUUAAAGUGGUCAAGGCCAUGAGAAAGCCCGAGAUUAUCAAGGCCAUUGAAGAUUGUGGCGCGGGCGCCGACGAAAUUUCCGAGUGUUGGAGCGAGGUGCAGAAGAGACUAAGGGAAGCGGAACUUCACGCGGCUCAAGAAGGGCUUCGCGUUGCUCGAGAAAAACUUGAGCUAGAAAUGCUUCAACGUAACUUUGACGCUGGUGAGGCCAUUGUGGUGGAUAACAGCUCGAAAAAGUUUGACAUGCGAGCCCUUUUGCAACCUUUUCGCGUCGGCGGAGUUAUGGGUCUCUAUUUAGUAAAUUUCGAACGGGUUUGCGUUAAGAUGGGUCUUGUAGAGUCGAGCUGGCCUCAAAGGCUCUUGAGUUUACUGCCAGCGGAGGUGGCCGACGUUUUGGCCCGACUAGAUCCUACAGCAGCCGAUGACUACGCGUCCGUAAAGUCAUGCCUGCUUAGGAAGUUCAGGUUGUCGCCUGAAGCUUUUCGACAGAAAUUUCGAGAGACAAGGAAAGGACCGGACGAAAGUUGCGCGGAGUUCGCUUAUAAGCUUAAAGGCUUUCUGGAAAGUUGGCUCCGUGGUGUCAACUCUUACGAGGAUCGUGAAAAGGUGCUGGAGCAGAUAGCACUAGAGCAGUUUCUCUCCUGUAUUCCGAUAGGUCUAAAGGAGUGGAUUCAGGAUAGACCGGAAGUAGAAACGGUGCAAAAAGCUGCAGAUUACGCGGAUGAGUACUGCUCUAGGCACGGGAAGAAAGUUGUUGAAGAAAACCGUAGCUCAAACCGUUUCUACGAACGAUGCGGACCUCGCACGUUCGUGAAGAAAGGCGCCGAAAAGGGCAAAGAGAGUGAAGUACCGACAAAGGGAGUGUCUGAUUUAGACGAAAAGAAACGUAAAAUGAAGUCGUUCGAGGAGCGUAAACCAAUAGUGUGCUACAGGUGUAAACAGCCUGGUCAUGUCGCUUCUGGUUGCCGCGUCCCUAAAGUUGCUCCCGUUAACUUGUGUCUGGGAGAAGCGGAGGACUUACUCAGGCCGUAUCUGUACGACAUGAAAGUAAAUGGUAAAUUCUGCAAAGGUUUACGAGAUACCGGCGCCACGUAUGAUCUGGUACACUCUUCGCUAGUGGAGCAAGAACAUUUUACAGGCGACUGUGUGUGGAUCCGUCAGGCCUUGGAAAAUCGGGCAGUUAGACUGCCCGUCGCUAAGGUAAAACUAAACGGACCUUUCGGAGUAGUGGAAACGGAAGCAGCUGUUUCUGACGGAGUGCUUCCAAACUGUCCGUACAUACUGUCAAACAGAACUGCAAGGCAAUUGAGCGAGUCGGGUAUACCGCUUGACAUGAAUCCUGUUCUAGUCGUCACGCGCUCAAUGACAACUAGUGCAGUGCCGGAAACACUUCAGACGGAAGCGCGCGCGUCGACUGGUAAAACCAGCAGCGGGCCCGAUAAAGAGCCGAACGAAGGAGCUGACAUGACCACGCUGGUUUCGCCGGAGAGCAGCAAUUUUCGUGCGCUAGCCGGUGUAGAUAAGCUUACGCUUAUCGCCGAACAGUCAUCCGACCCGAGUCUUUCAAAGUGUCGUGAUAGCGUGGGAAAAGAUAUCAAGCCGAACAUCUCCUUCUUUAUGAGCAACGGCAUUCUUUACCGUAGUUUCAAGGACAAAUCGGGGAACGAGGUAGAUCAGAUUGUCGUUCCAUCCAAGUAUAGAAUUGCAUUACUCGAGCUUGCUCACGGAGAAGGGUGGUCGGGACACCUAGGAAUCACAAAGACCAAGUGCAGGCUUUUGGCAGAAUAUUAUUGGCCGGGCUGCUUUAAGGAGGCUGAGCAAUUCGUCCGUUCUUGCGACACCUGCCAAAGAACAGGACGACCAAACGAGCGCCGAAAGGCGCCUCUGACACUAGUGCCCAUAAUCACGGAACCUUUCAAAAGGCUAGUGAUAGACGUCGUAGGACCCCUACCUACAACUAAGACGGGUUUUAGGUACCUUCUAACGAUAUUAUGCCCAGCCAGCAAGUUCCCAGAAGCCGUUCCAAUGAAAGAGCAGACAUCGGUCGAAGUAGUAGAUAACUUGCUCUCGGUCUUUUCUCGGAUCGGGUUUCCUAGUGAAAUUCAAUGUGAUCUGGGUAGUGUUUUUACCAGUGCUCUAACAACCAGCUUUUUCGAGAGGUGUGGCAUUAAGAUUGUUCACAGUUCUGUAAGCCACCCGCAAAGUAACAGCGUAGAGAGAGCGCACUCGGUAAUGAAGCGCAUUCUCAGGGCCCUUUGUCACGAACAGAAAAAAGAGUGGGACUUGGCAUUGCCCGCUAUGCUUUUCGCGUUGCGAACCGUUGCUCACGAGUCAACUGGUUUCACGCCAGCGGAACUGGUCUAUGGACGCAAUUUGCGUUCACCUUUGCGGUUGCUGCGCGAGGGCUGGGAGGGUGAAGCCGAGAACCCAACAGUGGUGGAGUAUGUGCUUUCCUUACUAAACCGUCUCCACAAAACGCGUGAGCUAGUUGAGGCUAACCUGGGAAAAGCGCAGUCGCGAGGUAAAACCUACUAUGACAAAAACAGCCGCCUCCGAACGUUUAAGGUGGGUGACAAAGUCCUACUUUUGAGGUCUUCUAAGGCUCAUAAGUUGGAAUUGCAAUGGGAAGGACCAGCAACGGUCCAGCAGAGGCUAUCAGAGACAAAUUACGUGGUAAAACUGCCAGGUCGCAGAAAAGAGGUCCGCAUAUACCAUUGCAACCUUAUGAAGCCGUACGUGGAAAGGGUGCAAGUAGUCAGCAUUGCACUAAACCAACCAGAGGAAGUUCCUACACGAAUUCCUGAGCUGGGAAAAACCGACGGGAUCCUGACAAUCGCCGAAGUCGUAGAGGCCGCAGUCGAUAAGACGCUCACCCAAAACCAGUUUUCGGAUCUUACGGCAUUAAUUGGCAAAUACCAAAAAUUGUUUUCAACUAUUCCCGGAAGAACGAGUCUAGUCGAACAUGACAUCGAAGUGAGGACUCGGUCAAAUAUUCAGUGUAAGGCCUAUCGCUUUUCCCCCCGCCAAGAAAAGCUAUUAAAGGAGUCCGUAGAUCAAAUGCUAGAGCUAGGGUUGAUUGAGCGGUGCGAGAGCGACUUCGUGUCUCCUAUGAUUCUGGUAGAGACUCCAGGAAAAGAACCUCGUCCCUGUGUGGACUACCGAAAGUUAAACGCGGUAACGGUAACAAAAGUCUACCCAAUCCCUAAUAUCGAAACUUGCCUUGAGAAAGUAAGCAAAGCCAAGUUCAUCUCAACCAUCGACCUCGUUAGAGGUUACUGGCAAGUGCCACUUACCGCGAACGCCAGUAACCUUGCCGCCUUCAUGACCCCGUUUGGUGUUUUUAAGCCGCUUGUCCUGAGCUUUGGACUGAAAAACGCACCCUAUGCGUUUUCGAGACUGAUGAAUCUGGUACUGGUCGGAACCGAGUCUUUUGCGUUACCGUACCUAGACGACGUCGCUAUAUUUUCGGACACGUGGAGAGAGCACGUUCAGCACCUAGAACAGGUGUUCUCGCGCCUGCAAGACGCAGGACUUACAGUCAAGGCGAAAAAGUGUAAGUUUGGCCGAGGCGAAGUAUCGUAUCUCGGACACGUAGUCGGUCAAGGAAUGAGACGUCCACAAGAACUCAAGGUUCAGGCCAUUAAAGAGUUUCCCUUGCCACAAACAAAAAAAGAUUUGAUGUCCUUUAUCGGACUGGUGAAUUACUACCACCAGUACAUUCCCCAGUUCUCUGAAAAGGCGAGUCCCCUGACGGAUGCGCUCAAGAAAACUGAGCCCACUAAGAUCAAAUGGGACGAUCGCAAGAUAGAGGCGUUUGAGGCUCUUAAGUUAGCCUUGGCGACUCAGCCCGUAUUAGUCAGCCCUGACUACACAAGACCCUUCUUAGUGCAGUGCGACGCCAGCGAAAAAGGACUCGGCGUCGUUCUAAGCCAAGAAAAUGAAGGGGAAGAGCACCCCGUUUUGUUUGCCAGCAGGAAGCUAACUUCAAGGGAGCAAGCCUACAGUACCAUCGAAAAAGAAUGCGCUUGUCUCGUAUGGGCUGUAGAAAAGCUUCGCUGCUAUCUCUAUGGUUCGGAGUUUAUUUUAAUUACAGAUCAUAGACCGCUCACAUGGCUUCAGCAGCUGUCCCCCAAAAACGGUCGCUUGUUACGCUGGAGCUUGACCCUCCAGGAAUAUUCUUUCUUGGUUCGACAUAAAAAAGGAAAGCUUCAUGCGAACGCCGAUUGUCUGAGCCGAGCGCUCUAACCGGCGCACAGUGCAAUUUUCUGUUUCUUUUGUCUCAUCUGCACAUUUGUAAAUAGUUCCAUUCAAUUUCAUUCAUUAGCUGUCUAUUCCCGAAAGAUCGGGAACGAUAUUUUCAAAAAAUUCUGGCUGCGUUUGGGGCAUAUUUUGUAACCUAUUUCUUUUGAAUAAUUCGUGCUCUCGGUGAGUGGAAAGGGCGUUUCGGGUGCCUCCGCAGUUUCUGUGGUGCUUGGUUGUUGUUGGCCCUUCUCAUUCCCCUCAGAAGCACGACGGACCUCUGUUGUCAUCCCGACGUCCUGGCACCGACGGCACGUGACAGCCGCUGCUACUCCUGGGCCGCUGGCGACUUUGGCUCAUGGUCGCAAGGAUCGCCAUCACCGCUCCUUCCUGCUCCUCUCGGACCGCACAGUCGACGCUUCCGACCAGUCAAGGACACUGAAAACUGCAGUGACGGUGUUGGGCCGCGCGUCGACGCUUCCGGCCAGUUUCGCAGACGGUGUUGGGCCCUGCGUCUCCAGGACUUCCCGCCCUUCGGAUCAGCGCAAGCUGAACCUGUAUACGCUGUGAAGGUUUCUUCGAGCAACGACUGUGAAGUUCUGCGCAAGCAGCACUAGGAUUACGCCGUUCGUUUGUCUGUCGAACAUUCCCAAGGACGUGCUUGAAACCUGGAGAGUGGCGGGAAAAUUGUUUUAUGCGGUUUCGCCCUAAAAGGGGGAGGAGUUGUUACGAUGCGAUGUUAUCGCUUAUCGCUGUCGCGGCCGCAGCAGAACUGCUGAGUCAGGGGGGCGUACCUCUGGUGCUUGCUGCCGAUAUAAGCGGCAUCGCCGGCAAGCUUUGGGCUCUUUUGGUUCCGGCUGCCGAACAAUAAACGCUGCCAAAUAAACGUCGGUCUCCGGAUUCGUCGAUUCUCCCGGAGAAACGUAACAAUAUAUAUAAAGAUGUUUUUGUUCUAGCAUGGCGGGGACUUCACAAGUCAAACGUUGUCAAUUAAACAGCUAGUACUUUACAUUUACAAUAAUUCUUACUCCCGCAUUGUUUUCAGUAAUUGAAUGAAUUUAUUAUUUUUAUCUUCCUCUUUGUCAGCUACGCAACAUGGUACUGCAAGAACAUCAGGACACAAAGAAACGAAAACCUA
This is a messenger RNA of Ixodes scapularis (black-legged tick), 6574 nucleotides long. RefSeq lists its product as uncharacterized. The transcript has a single exon. Lineage: Eukaryota; Metazoa; Arthropoda; Arachnida; Ixodida; Ixodidae. The coding region runs from base 1132 to 5442 and encodes 1436 amino acids. Gene Ontology annotation, molecular function: zinc ion binding; nucleic acid binding. The record is from RefSeq and is a predicted model, not a curated record. Gene Ontology annotation, biological process: DNA integration; DNA-templated transcription termination.